UUCGCCAAAUUCAUCAACAUAAACUUCUUUUCCAACUUUACUAAUCUUAAGAACUCUCAACUUUUCUUUUUUUCCCUUACAGUUACAACAUCAUACAUGCACCCAUGUCAUCUUCUCUGUUACACCAAAUCUCAAAGAGACUUUCCCUAUCACCUUCAUUUCAUACCUUUGUGUCACGCAUCAAAACUUCAAUCCACCGUGCAUGUUCCCGACAACGUCCGUGGCUAGAACUCCUCGAAUUCGCUGCAUUCUCUCGUCCCGAGUCUUUCCCUGAUGCCACAACAAGGAUCCGCAAGAACAUCUCUUAUUUUUGGACCAACUAUGUCGCACUACUCGGCGGCGUGCUUGCUUUCUCUCUUAUAUCUCACCCGUUAUCUCUGCUAGCUCUUUUACUACUCCUUUUUGCUUGGAUCUUCUUUUACUUCUUUAAACCAUCUGAGCAACCAUUGAUUAUGUUUGGUCAUACACUGUCAAACAGUGAAACGUUAGCCAUAUUGGUGGGUGCAACAGUUGUAGUAAUGUUCUUUACAAGUGUUGCAUCUUUGCUAAUUUCUGCUACACUAGUUAGUGGAGCUAUUGUGUGUGUUCAUGGUGCUUUUCGAGAUCCGGUGGAUCUCUUUUCCGAUGAACAAGAGCGAGUUUCUUCAGCUGGUUUCUUUUCCAUUGCAAAUGGUGCUUCAGCUUCAAUUACAUCAGUUGUCUGAAGUCUGAAUUAUGUCAGCUGUAGUAGAUUUUAGAGUUGUUAUGCCACAAUUGCUUAAAACACCCGAAUAAUAAUAUACUACUUGCUCUGUUUUUUUAAUUGCA
Molecule: messenger RNA, 807 nt
Organism: Beta vulgaris subsp. vulgaris (sugar beet)
Lineage: Eukaryota; Viridiplantae; Streptophyta; Magnoliopsida; Caryophyllales; Amaranthaceae
Product: PRA1 family protein B1
Exons: 1
Coding region: 105-704 (199 amino acids)
Biological process (GO): vesicle-mediated transport
Cellular component (GO): Golgi apparatus; endoplasmic reticulum
Source: RefSeq, a predicted model, not a curated record